Pocillopora damicornis (cauliflower coral) is the source of this 864-nucleotide messenger RNA. RefSeq names its product pancreatic secretory granule membrane major glycoprotein GP2. The record is from RefSeq and is a predicted model, not a curated record. NCBI's taxonomy places the organism in Eukaryota, Metazoa, Cnidaria, Anthozoa, Scleractinia, Pocilloporidae.
UCUGACAGCGGAAAUGUCUACCCGACGUAUAUCUGCAUUUCUGGUUUCCUAUUGUUGGUUACUCUGAUGGAAGAGGCAAAACCUGUACUUGGAGGGAAAGGAGGAGGAAAAUUUUCGAAGCUAUCGAACAGGGUGAAGGAGCUGGAGGAGAGCAUGGAGGAACUAGGAGAAUGCAAAGAGGCUUGCUCGAUGAUCUCUGAACUAAAAGAGCGGCUUACUGCUGUAGAGGGAGAGAUUGAAGAGCUGAAGAAAGAACCGCCGACACACCCCCCAACAAACCCCCCUCCACUGGCUCCAGAGUGUGAAGGCUACAAAGUUCUGGACAGCGCUGACAGGAAGAAUACCUACGGUAUGGGCAAUGCGGCAUGUGACAACAACAUGGAAGAAGCGUGGUACCGCUUCACCGGAGCCGCAGGCUCAAAGAUGCCAGAGUCAUCACCGAAUAAAAACAUGUGUGGCACGCAUGCACCGGGGUGGCUGAAUGGACAACAUCCAUCCGUUGCUGAGGGAAAGGUAUCCAGACAAGUUUGUUUCAACUGGAAUAGCAACAGUUGUAACUGGCAAGCCAACAUUGAAGUACUAAACUGCGACUCGUUCUUUAUCUACAAACUGGUGAAACCGCCCGCUUGCCAACUCCGUUAUUGUGGCAGUGACUAAAGGAUGAUGGGCAAUUAAAACUGAAGCACGUCACAGGUUUACCGCUGAACCUUACAAUCAGAUUUACUAAAACUUUACAAGGGAAAGGGGACGUAUACUUAUAUCAGCCUUAGUACUUGAUAUCAGCUGGUAGCAUAAGUUUUUUCUGUAAUGGGGACUUGAAUGAUUGAAAAGAGAAAUAAAGAAUUCAUUAUUGGCGCGGGAAAA